UGCCCUGAUGGGUUCAUAUGAGGAUCAAAGCACCAUGACAGUGACAGUAAUAACACACUGGAGUAAGUAAACACUGUCAGGAGGCAGUCUGUAUCCAGUAGGACUGGUGUGCUGUUGGUGGGUGCUCAGAAAAUCAUCAUCAUCAUCAUCAUCAUUAUUAUUAUUAUUACUACUACUACUAUUAUUAUUACUAUUAUUUAUAUCAUGUCUUUAGUUUGUUCUAUUACUAUGUUCAGAUCCCACACUGUUUUAUAAAGGCACAUGUCAUUGUGGAGUCAAUGGUGACCUGUUCAAGUCCAUUUACCAACCCUAAAACACUUUCUUGAAACCAAAAAAAUGUCUUUAUUUUAUUUUUGGUUCCAGUUAUUUCCUGUUUAGUGUUCUUAGUUGGUCUUUUAUUUGGUCCUGUAGCCCAUUGAAAAAGCCGUGUUUCUUUCGCAGAGGCUGCUGUGCUUGUGUGAUGUGCACCCAUCCUCACUCAUUGCCUCAUUGCAUGCAGCAGUGCUCAACUCAGCCACAAAUUGUCGCUGUUCGCCACACCGCUGCACCUUGGCCCGCCCGUCCUCGCACCUCUUCCUCGCCCUCCCCCUUCCUUCUCUAUAUCCUAUCUUGCUCCCUUCUGUCUUUUCCUAUCUCUCCGUAGCAGCAGCACAGCGCUCCUCAGAUGCAGUGAGUGUAGCAGCAGCAGCAGCAGCAACAUCAGCAGCAUCAGCAGCAGCAACAGCAACAAUACAACCCAAACGAUGACAUUCUCACACAGACGGCUGCAGCAGACAGUUAUUUGACAACUUGCUCUCCAUCGCACACGUUGCCUCCGCCGCUCCUCGCUGUUAGUGCCCUCCGUCAACCUGCUCGCCCCUCCCAGCCCACUGGCCCUCCAGUCCAGCAGGACCAUGAUGCUCAGCAGCUCUGUGGAGGUGCCAAGCCCGGGCGGGAUGAGUGGCCUCAGUGGGCUCAGCGCGGCCGCCCGGAACGUGGUUCGCUCCUCCAGCAUUUCAGGGGCCAUGUACAACCUAGAAAAGAGUCCCAGCAGCGGAGGCCCAGACUCUGCGUCUUUAUCCGGCAACAAGAAGAGGCGUUCCAGUCUGGGCGCUAAGAUGGUGGCCAUCGUGGGCUUGUCACAGUGGAGCAAAAGCACACAGCAGCUCAACCAGCAAGAAGGUGGCACAAAGAAGCUCCGCAGCACCAUCCGGCGGAGCACAGAGACCGGCAUUGCCGUGGAAAUGAGGAGCAGAGUGACACGGCAAGGGAGCAAGGACUCCACCGACGGGAGCACCAACUCAAACAGCUCAGAUGGAACGUGAGUGUUUUGUGGACGUGCUGUUUGUAUACUGGGACCAGAGAGCCAGUUCAGUGACUUUCUGGAUGGACUAGGCCCAGCUCAGAUUGUAGGCCGACAAACAUUAGCUACACCCCCAAUGGGGGACGUCAAUGUGGGCAUGGUGGACAGAGGAGGGCAGCUGGAGGUGGAGGUCAACCAGGCCAGAGGGUUAAUCCCCAAGCCUGGCUCCAAGAACAUACCAGCAACAUACGUGAAGGUGUAUGUGCUGGAGAAUGGUGUGUGCUUGGCUAAGAAGAAAACCAAAGUAGUCAAGAGGAAUUUGGACCCAACCUACCAGCAGGGGCUGCUGUUUGAUGAGAGUCCUCAGGGCAAAGUCCUACAGGUAAUUGUUUGGGGGGAUUACGGGCGCAUGGACCACAAGUGCUUCAUGGGAAUGGCCCAGAUCCUUCUGGACGACUUGGACCUGACCGCCACAGUCGGCGGCUGGUACAAGCUCUUCCCUACCUCCUCUUUGGCAGAUCCCAGCAUCGGACCCCUCACCAGACGCCUCUCCCAGUCCUCACUGGAGAGCGCCACCAGCCCGUCAUGCACCUAAAAGCCCACACACAAACGUACGCAGGCAGAGUCAUGCAGACACGGACACUUGUACUGUAUAUACACAACCACUGUAUCUGACACGCAAGAAAGGUAGGCACACACACACACACACACGGUAAUCUGUGCAGGACGACACGUACGACAUCAUAUCUGCUCUGCCAUAAUGUCGGACAACACACUUUUACGUUCUCACCCACCAAACUACGUUUGUAUUUUGAAUAUCAUUGAGCAAAUUCAACUAUUUUAACAAAUCAUGUAGCAUUUUUUAACCCUUUCAUUCCAAUGUUUACCACCAGAACACAACACCGACGCUGCGUGCCAAGAGCCCAGAUCUCUGUGGCAUGACUCACACCAGAAUCAUUCCCCAUGCCAGUUUCUAUACUCUCUCUAUGCCAAACUAAGGGACAAAAAAAAAUUUUUUAAACCAAAGCAAUUGUUAUCGUUGUUAUUAUUACUAUAAGUAGUGAGUAAAGUAGUCUACAAUAUAAAGUAUGGAUAUGUAGCAGAGUCAAUGACUUAGAUGUAAUGCAAAAAAAAUUAAAUUUACAUUCUACACGUGUGGACUGAGAACGGAGGGCCAGUCACACACCUGGACGACAGGCUGGGACGGUCGCAUAGUGGCUAUUAUGUGAAGUGGCAGCACUGCUAUUCUAUUCUAUCAUUUUCACAGGGCAGAGUUUAUAUAUAGAUAUACAUAUAUAUAUAAAUAUAUAGUUAAAUACUUAUUUGUGUUUAUGUAUGUAUCGGCUGCAACCUGCAUGUUUGCUUGUGACUGAGGCAAGUGCUUAAGUCAUUAUUUUUUUGCUUGCCUUGACCAAUGUAUGAGGGGUUUUUAGUGCCACCUUACAUUGCAAUCUGUCCUGAUAAGAAGAGCACUGCACUGAGUAAUGGAGAAGGAUGAUGGGAGGAGGGGGCGUGGGAGGGAGGUGUGGCUUUCAACACCAUCUGCAGAAGAAGAAAAGAAACUGGCGAGCUGCACAUUUGCUGAGAAAAAUCUGCCUUCAUGCAGAGAAGGGCAGACUAUUGUACCGUUAGGCGUUCGAGGGAAAUCCAGGGGGGGUCACAGUCUGUCCCUCUCGCUCUUUCUCUCUCUGUAAACCAGCACCGAGACCUAUCUGAACUUCCUGUUGAAUUCCCUGUGUCAUCUUGCUCUUUGAUUGCUCAAGGGAGGCGGCACGGAGUUGAACAAACCACUUGUCCCUGUCUCUAGUCUGGUCAAACCACAGUCAGACCUUCAUCCGCAGACGAACAUGCACAGAUGAUUCCACCUCCCACCCUCCUGGUGUCUCCUUGUUUGCUCCUCUUCUCUGACACACCCAGAGUGUAGCAGAGAUUUUUUGUAAAUGUGUGUACGAUGUAUUUUAACCCAGAGACGUGUGUCUUUGUGAUAUCUGACUAUUUGCAGCGGUGUUACUAGCUAGCAGGGUGAUUGUUAACCUGCCAUAUAUGGUACUUUAACUUGUUUCAGGUGCAAUAUGUCGACUCUAACUGAUUUCUCAGCAGUCUUGAUUUGUAUUUCCUGUCAGGCGGUGUUUGUUUUCAAGAAGGCACUUUACUGAAAUAUGUUUAAAUACUUUACUAAAAAUUAUUAGGCCACUGUUUGAUUUUGUCUCUACGGCACUCAUCAUCGCUGCGUAUUUUAAAUGUGUGCUGCAUGGAAAAGCAGAGGUGCGGCUUCUGAUCCAUAGACUGCUUUAUAUAAAUGUGCCAUUUCUUGAGUUUUUAGUGAAACCACGACCAAAACGUCUACUGAUUUACACUGUUUUCUUUUGAAUCUUUACUCGUCCAGUACACCAGUUAUGUCUAAGAUCUGCCAAGGUCAAACUAGCCUGUUAAAAAAAACCCUGUGGUCAGGAGCUGGUUUUAGGUUUUUAUUACAGUCACACACCGUCUCUACUUUUCUAAUUUGUUUUCUGAAAAGAUUUUUCAAGGCUUUUUGUCUUCUCGGCACCUGAACCUUCAAUGGGAGUGUUGAGCUGAUCUCAGUGUUGGCUCCAGAUUUCUUCUUCACUUUGGAGUAUUUAUUGCUGGAUCCUUACUCGUAUGACUGUGUAUGAAGUACAUGUACGAACCCAUUUUAUUUUUGUUGUGGACAGCAGGCAUGUUGUAAAAAUAAGGACUUGUUUGCUUGGUAUUUGCACACACCUUGUGAUUAUAAAAACAAAACAUAGAUGACAAUUGAAGUGAAAGAACUUUGAAACACAGACAGGUGUGUUUAUAGAUCAGAGAACGUCUGUCACAAACCUAUGACCCAGUGCGACCAAAAUGAUCAACUAAAAUAGUUACCUUCCUUCUCGGUGUAGUGUGGGUGUUCUAAAUGAAGGCACAGUUUUAGCCUGUGAUGCAUAACGAACAGUGAUGUAUGAGUGAGACAUUUGAAAAGUCUAGAUAUUUAUUAGAUUCUUUUGUGUACUGCAUCACGUAAAAAUGAUGAUGAUGAUGGCUGUUCGGAUUGAGUGUUAAAACCUUUUUUUAUUCCAUCGGGACGAGUAUCAUAAGAAAAAAAAAUAGUCUCACAACAUGAUGUUUUUGUUUGAAAUUAAUGAUGAAAACACUGCAGGGCAGGAAAAAAAGGAAAGAUGGAAAUGACUAUAGCUGCAAGUAGAAAAAGACAGGGCUAAAGAGGAUAGAAUAUUAACCACAUAGUACUGAUGCUUUGAAAAACAAAGACCAACUUGUUUUACUGUUUGUUGCCUAGUCUAGAUUUUAUUUUACCGGUUCCUUGCGUGACACCCAUACGUGUGGUUGUGGCUUCCAGUUGUUUACAGGCUUUUGUGUUUGUGCCUUAUGCUAACAAACCGACCUGUAAAUUCAAAUGUUGCUUUUGUGUAAACUUGGUCAAAGGUUUCCACAUGAACUGAGGUAAACCAGGUAGUUACCUUCUGGAAUGACCGCGGUGAAUGGUUUCAGAAUAAUAUUUCACUAACUGCUUAGUGUUGCUGUAGGUGAGAAAUGAUAAAGUAUUUAAAUGUUAUUUAGUUCUUAUUCUUCAUCAGAAUCAGCUGUGUUUGCAAACAGUAGGACAAUUUGGUCUGUGUUGUGUUCUAGUGUAACCAGUGCUAUGUGUUUAAAGGAACACGGACAUGUGUUUGGACGUAGCCAGGGCUGGAUGGCUCAGCUGGAGUGUCUCUGUCUUUGUUUCUCAAACAUUCAAAGAAGAUUUGAAUGUAAAGUUCAGAAAAUUAAAAAAAAAGUUUGGAAUGUAACCCACACUCUUGCUUGUUUCCCAGUAAAACCCACGCUUUUCUACCGCUCCCUCAGUGAACUGUGUUUUGUCCUGAGUGUUCCGUCGAAAAUCUAUUUUAUUUUUUUAAGAAGAGAGGAUUUUAGAGAAGGAAGCUGCAGAGCCAGAGGAGCACUAAGGGUAAACUCUUUUGCCUUUUGACUUCAGUGAAAAUGAGGGCUUGUUCAUUUUACGAUGGCCUUAUUUGUUGUGGGAGGCGUUGCUUCAGACAUUGUAGCACACAGCUGAGAGUUUCGACAAUGGUAUUUAGCUUGAACUAUUGUACUAAAGUUCUAUAUCUGUACAUGUAUAGUUUUAUGAAUGUAUUUCUUAAUCCUUACUCUGAACUGAGGAUUGAAAAAGUCUUUGUCUCGUUUGCUAUUCUGUCUCUCGGGGACUUUCCAGGGAACUCACUGCUCUCUGCUGGUUCAGGUUAAUCCCUGCUUUGACUGUACUCUACUGUCCUGUCUUCAUUUAAAAGAACAGCUCUGCGAUGGAAAUGUGUAUAAAUUGUCUGCUGAAAUGGAUUUUUAAUUUAUAAAAAUCACCAUAACUUGUCCUGAUUAAACAACACAAAGCACUGUUGCUCGAGGUAACCGAGUACUGCAUUUAGAGUAAUUCGGUCCAAUAUACACGAUGCUUGUCCUAUUUAUUAUCUGUAACUGUAGGAAACCCCAGGGCUGUUUGUUUUUCAGCUAACAAUAAGCUCAUGCUAUUAUUACCAGUGCUACGUAACAUGAGCUGAUUUCUCCUGAGACACAAAGUGGGUGUGUACCAGUCAGUCAAACGUGACUGUAAAACAAGAAUCCAGUUGAUUUUGGAUACAAUGUGUUUUAAAAAAAAGUUGAGUCAUUUCUAGAUUUAGUUAGAUAGUUUUCUUGAUGACAAAAGCUCUGCUCACAGAAGCUGCACAAAAAUGGGAUGGAUUACUGAAGCGUCUGAACUUUAGGCUUUAGCUACCGACGGUAAUAUUAACAAAACAUGGCCAGGUUAAUAAGUGUUAAUGUCAGUUUAUAUUCAAAAUAACACCUCCAGUUCUGGCCGAAAAAAAAAAGGUGUUAGUGGAGGUGGUUGUUGUUUUCCUUCUGUAACGUGAGCUGUGUUUUUGCCUGCAGUCUGAAACAGUACUUGGUGACUUGGCACAACAGUGUUCUGUUCUGAAAUGGCUGAAUUUCUUUUUCUUUUUACACGUUUUAUGUCAUUAUACAAGCCAAUGGAAUUGUAAAUGAUUUUUUUUGUGUGUUACUUUGAGCUACAAAAUGGUGGCCAAAUGGCUGCUCUGUUGUUUUUUUUUUUUGGAUGAAGAAAAUUGGAGAAUUGAAGUGAGAUACAAAUCAACUGUCAGAUAUACUUGGUUCUAAAAGCAGCAUGGAUUUAGUCUUUUGAAAUAACAAUUAUUUUGGCAAUAACUCUUGGCUGUCUGCCCUUACUGCCGCUGGGGCUCAGUGUUGCAUUCAGCCCUAACCAAAUAAUGUUGAGUUAGAGAUAUUGUCAAGCGUUCGUAAUAAUUUUCACUCAACCAAACAUGGAGUACAUUGUAAUUUUGAUUUAUUAUUUUUUAUAUUACUUAAAGUAUUUUUUAUUUUCUUUUUGAACAAAGUAUGCAUUCCACACCUUUGCCAAUGUAGCAGGGCUCAACAAAACAGAACAGACGUCAUAACCAACAACAUCCAGCCAGCAUUAACAGGUGAGACCUGUUUGCAUGCAAAAUAAGACUUGUAUUGGUCUACCCACAGGUCCCACAGGGACUGGAAUUAGGUUUGCACGCAUGAUACUUAUGUAACCCAACGAAAAAAUUGAUACAAUUUAUUUCUAUUCUUGUUUCUUAUCUUUCAUAAUCUGCACAACCUUCCUAAGUAUUCAUUGUUUUUUUUUUUUUUUUGUUUGUUUUCCAAAUGUACGCCCAGUGUAGCUUAACUUCUCAACGACAAGGCAACCUGUAUCUUAUCAAGCUCAGCAAAGCACAACCCUGACGAAAAAAACCACAGGCCUGAUGUGAAUCCACUCUCACUUGUUCUUUGUGGUUUUGAAAUAAAAUAAUGGAGCACGGUUUUAUUUCCAAGCACAAAUGGGAGUUUGAUGUCUUGGGGAUGAAAGUACUAGAGAGUAUUUGCUGGUGUUUGUACAUUAUCGGUUGUCUUUUCCUAAACAGGCCUUAACCUUUCACCUUCCUACCCCACUGUGUUCAUUUUGAAGGGCAAAGCAUAGCAGACUGUUAGAGAAAAGGAUUUUGCAACGAAGAAAAAGGGAGCUGUAAUUUUAUACCUGUGCUUUGUAAAUGUUUUCUAUGUGCAGUAUUUGAUAAUGUAAAACUGGUAUUUUUGUGGUUUGUACGCUGCAAAAUUGAUUACUUAAGGUGCACGUAGUUUUGUAAGAAAAUUGAACCAAACUGAGGAAAAAAAAACCCAGACAAGACCAGUUUCGGAUUCAGAAGCCUGUAUCUGCAUGCCCUUUGACAUCUGGACACACAGUCAAUAAAGGUAAUUUGAACCUAAGA
Cynoglossus semilaevis (tongue sole) is the source of this 7599-nucleotide messenger RNA. It is a transcript of the gene rims3, whose product is annotated as regulating synaptic membrane exocytosis 3. The transcript has 7 exons. Gene Ontology annotation, biological process: regulation of synaptic plasticity; regulation of membrane potential; calcium ion-regulated exocytosis of neurotransmitter. The record is from RefSeq and is a predicted model, not a curated record. Lineage: Eukaryota; Metazoa; Chordata; Actinopteri; Pleuronectiformes; Cynoglossidae. Gene Ontology annotation, molecular function: transmembrane transporter binding; small GTPase binding. Gene Ontology annotation, cellular component: presynaptic membrane; cytoskeleton of presynaptic active zone.